CUGUCCUCUGAUUGGACGAGCAGUUUCAGCACAGCUAGCACCAACUCGGUCAGUGUAGUUCAUAAACAAUUCAUCUUCUUAUCGGCUUCUCGGUUGAAUUAUAAUAUUCUCCGCAGUUCUGAGGAAAUCUCGUCGAAACUGUCUUGAGUUUCGUCUGGAUGGCUGAAAUCUCCGUUACAGACACAUCGAAGUUGAAUCCAGAGUCUGCCGAGUUUGUACCACAAGCUAAACCCAACCAGCCCUACUCUAGGAGAAGUUACAGGCAGCAGCACCACACUCAGGACUGGAGGGCUCAGCAUGUUAGGCCUCAUCAUCACUUUAGACAGUCCGAUGCGACUAAGCAUGGUCAAGAUGAGUCUGACAACCCUGCCAGUUAUACAUUACCACCUCCUGAACUUCCCAUCAGAGGAGACAUAAGAGGUAGGGGAAGACAAAGAGGAGGACGCGGUGAUGGUAGGCGCAUUAAUGACCAUCGUGCUCCGAAUGAGAGAUGGACAAAACCUGGAAGUGAUAACGACUACUCAGGAAGGGACCACGGAGCUUGUGGCCGUGAGCGACCCAACUCACCCACUUCUAAUAGAUCCACGGAUGAGGAGAAGAAAGAAAGAACAACUGUGGAAGCCGACGUAAGAGUGUCUUAUCAAGCUAGCCGACGUAAACAGCCCAAUAAAGCAAGAGUUGAGAGAUCGAUAAAGGAGCCUCAGCCCAAGGACCAAGAGGAGAACAGGGAAAACCAGGCUGAUGCAGGAGACACAAAGCCUGCAGCGGUUCAUGAACAUCCAGAGCCUGAGCAGAGGAACCAUAAGGGAUGGAGAGGUGGAGAUCGCCGCAUGCAGCCCAGUUCCUGGAGGAAAGGGCUGGCCCCUAACCAUGGGAUUGAAGGUAACUGGAGAGAAAGAGAACCUGCUCAGAUCAGAGAGGAGGAGAGGAGAGGUGCAGAAGUUGAGGGUGGAAGCCGUGAGGAGUUCAACAGGAACAGAGGAGCUGCGAGAGGGGAGGAGAGGAGAGGUGCAGAAGUUGAGGGUGGAAGCCGUGAGGAGUUCAACAGGAACAGAGGAGCUGCGAGAGGGGAGGAGAGGAGAGGUGCAGAAGUUGAGGGUGGAAGCCGUGAGGAGUUCAACAGGAACAGAGGAGCUGCGAGAGGGGAGGAGAGGAGAGGUGCAGAAGGUGAGGGUGGAAGCCAUGAGGAGUUCAACAGGAACAGAGGAGGUGCAAGAGGGAAAAGGCCACUACUGCAGAAUCCAGGGCCGAGGAGAGGUGGAGGUCCAGAGCGACGGACCGGACCGGUGAAGCGCAUGGAGCCUCCCAAAAGCAAAGAAACCCAGACAGGUUGUCUAAUUGAGCAGCUGACGGAGGAGAAGUAUGAGUGUAUGGUCUGUUGUGAAGUGAUUCGGGUCAUGGCUCCGGUUUGGAGCUGUCAGAGCUGUUUCCAUGUAUUCCACCUUAACUGCAUCAAGAAAUGGGCUCGCUCACCUGCAUCUCAAGCUGAUGAUGGCACUGAAGGUUGGCGUUGUCCUGCGUGCCAGCAUGUGGCUCUCAAAGCCCCUAAUGCAUACACCUGCUUCUGUGGGAAGGUGACCAAUCCUGAGUUUCAACGCACUGAGAUCCCUCAUAGCUGUGGAGAUAUGUGUGGGAAAAAGAGGAGUGGAGGGGAAUGCAAUCACCCCUGUAACAUCUUGUGCCAUCCUGGGCCCUGCCCACAGUGUCCAGCUUUUAUCACAAAGUCCUGCAUUUGUGGGAGAAUGAGAAAGCAGGUUCGUUGCAGUCAGACAGGACCUCUGCUUUGUGAGGACGUCUGUGGAGCUCUUCUGAACUGCUCAGAGCACUUCUGUGCCCAGGUGUGCCACUCAGGGCCAUGCCAACCCUGCCGACUUCGUGUUCAGCAAGCCUGCUUCUGUGGUGUGGCAUUCAGGGAGGCGGCGUGUGGGACUGAUCGUGAAAAGUUUGAUGGAUCAGGAUAUUUCUCCUGUUGCAUGCCCUGUGGAAAGAUGCUAGACUGCCAGUCCCAUCGCUGUCAGCAGUUAUGCCACCCUGGGCAGUGCCAGUCAUGUCCACUCAGCCCCAAGCUGGUGCGCAGUUGUUCAUGUGGACAGACUCCAUUAUCUAAGCUUCUGGAGCUCGGCUACCCAGAGAGAAAGACCUGUACUGACCCAAUCUCCUCCUGUGGCAAGACCUGCAACAAGCCGCUGCCAUGUGGAGAUGGUGAUUCUGUCCACUUGUGUGAAAAGCUCUGCCAUGAGGACAGCUGUGGCCCAUGCUCUUUGACCUCCUCUAUUAAGUGCAGAUGUGGCAGUAACAGCAAGGAAGUUCCUUGUGCAGCCAUUCAGACUGAACAAGACAUGGUGUUUACUUGUGAGAAACGCUGCAACAAGAAGCGCUCCUGCGGCAGGCACAAGUGUGGAGAGUUGUGUUGUGUGGAUGUGGAGCAUAAGUGCUCAAUGAUUUGUGGUUACAAACUCAAUUGCGGUCUACAUCGAUGUCAGGACCUUUGUCACCGUGGCAACUGCCAGCCUUGUUGGCAAACUAGUUUUGAUGAGUUGGCGUGCUACUGUGGGGAGACUGUGCUCUUCCCGCCCAUCCCUUGUGGAACGAGACCUCCUGAAUGUAAAAACUUAUGUACCCGAAGUCAUGAUUGUGAUCAUCCAGUGUUCCAUUCAUGCCAUUGUGAGGAGAGAUGUCCUCCCUGUACCUACCUCACCAAGAAGUGGUGCAUGGGUAAUCAUGAGCAAAGGAGUAAUAUCCCAUGCCACCUGCAGGACAUCUCAUGUGGUUUAGUGUGUGACAAGCUCUUACCCUGUGGUUCUCAUCACUGUAAGAAAAUAUGUCACCGUGGGGAAUGCCAGGCAGAGGGAGAGUGUAAGCAGCCUUGCACUCACCCUAGAGCCAGCUGUGGACACCCCUGUGCUGCUCCCUGCCACCCAGGCACCCCCUGUCCACCCACCAUCUGCAGUGCCAAGGUGGCACUGCAGUGUGACUGUGGCCGAAAGAAAGAGACCGUUCCUUGUGCUGAUGCAGCCAGUUCCUACCAAAGAUAUGCAGCUAUUGCCGUUGCCAGUAAGCUGUCAGAUAUGCAGCUGGGAGAGUCUGUUGACAUUGGACAGCUCACAAAGAAAGAGCAGAGAAAGGCCAGGUUGGAGUGUGAUCAAGAAUGUGCUACACUGGAGAGGAACAGGCGGCUGGCUGAGGCCCUGCAGAUUGAUCAGUCAGUGGAUACCUUCAAGUCAGCAUCUUCCAAAUAUAGUGACUCUCUGAAAGAAGAUGCAAGGAAAGAUUUCAAGUUUGUCAGUGAAAUUGAAGAGGAGAUUAAGAAUUUAGUUGAACUGACUAACAAGGGUAAACAGCCUAAGAGGAGUCACUGUUUUCCACCUAUGAAGCGUGAACACCGGAGAAUUAUCCAUGAGCUAGCGGAGGCAUAUGGUGUGGAAAGCGUCAGCUAUGAUAGCGAACCCAAGCGCAAUGCUGUGGUUACUGCCAUCAGGGGGAAAUCGGUGUGUCCUAACACUAGUCUGGCUGCUUUGAUUGAAAGGGAAACUGUUUCCAGAGCACCUCCUCCUAUUGCCCACAUCAAACAACACACAACCAAGGCCGACAAUAGUAAUGCUUGGAUGAAACAAUCUAAAGAGGAGCCUACAAUUGAUUAUUUUGAUGUGCAGGAUUGACAUGAAAUUCUGAAUAGUCACUGUAAUAAUCACACAAAAUAAAACUAUCCAAAGUCCAAAGACUUCUUUUCACUAAAGCAUCACAGUUCUGAACACAAAUACAGUGAGAAUCUAAAGCUAUGAUUUGUGGACAUGUUUGUUUGUUAGGUUUACUAAGGAGCAAACUUCUAGGAGUAAAAAUUGAUGUGGUUUCUGUGCACAUAUUAACUUGGGGGAGGGGGGAUGUGGGAUGCAUUUGUAUUCUGAGACUAGACUUUGACAUUAUCAGUGACCUUGACAGUGAUUUCUUCUGAUAGACAGCUUACACAAGUGUCAGGAGUGAGUCAGUGAAGUUGGACAUGAUUGGCAUCAGGAAGGUUGUUGGUAGUAAUCUCAUUUUACCAUACCUUGUUAAAGAUGAAAAUAACUGUGCAUCUCAGCUCCAAUAAAUGCUUCUGAAA
Molecule: messenger RNA, 4099 nt
Organism: Sinocyclocheilus anshuiensis
Lineage: Eukaryota; Metazoa; Chordata; Actinopteri; Cypriniformes; Cyprinidae
Gene: nfx1
Product: nuclear transcription factor, X-box binding 1
Exons: 25
Coding region: 159-3659 (1166 amino acids)
Biological process (GO): negative regulation of transcription by RNA polymerase II
Cellular component (GO): nucleus
Molecular function (GO): RNA polymerase II transcription regulatory region sequence-specific DNA binding; DNA-binding transcription factor activity, RNA polymerase II-specific; zinc ion binding
Source: RefSeq, a predicted model, not a curated record